Hymenoscyphus albidus is the source of this 5084-nucleotide messenger RNA. The record is from the annotation of a GenBank genome assembly. Lineage: Eukaryota; Fungi; Ascomycota; Leotiomycetes; Helotiales; Helotiaceae.
UUCUAGGAUGAUGCUGUGAAUGUUGCUAUUUCGGUGAAUGGUUUUAGUGCUAACGGAUGCACCAUCACCACCCAUUCAGAAGGUUGGAGAGCCGAAGCGGCACAUAUGGAUUUGCUGCAAGUAGGGACUUGAGUGCGGAGUAAGAGUAUUCUUAUCCUGCAACCACUCUGGAAAUAAGUUGAAGUCUUUCACAAGCAACGAAGGAUCGCAUCUUCCCCUUAACUCAACCACUCGCACACGAGAUCUAGUCAGGGGCGCGGUUAAGGUUCGCUUUGUCUGAUGAUCGUUCAUCCCACGACACGACCCACCUGUUUCUCUUCACUUGGCUGCUCUUCUCACUUCUUAUACCAGAACGAGUAAACAAACACUCAACUUGCUCUCGAGAUUGAUUUGGGUGACACCGUUGACACGACCCGACGCGGCAACGGUCGAGGAAAUCUACAGCGCAGCACAGCCAGCAAUACCUCCGUACUGUACAGGCCACAGCGGCACCACUGCUUCAACGUCAUCGGCAGAUAGAUUAUCUCAACUGCGCCUCUUGCCGGUUUUGUAGGGAACGAGGCCCCUGUCGUUCGUGUCUGAAACGUCACUCUCCCCCCUUGGCACUUGCAUCAGCACUGAACACAGAACACCACCACCAGAAACAGCAGCACUGAGCAAGCGGAAUCCCUGUGGAUCCCUGUGGUCACCUCAACGGGGGAAUAGCGGGAAGCGACAGCACUUGGAUAUCCUUCGAAUGAAACAAGUCUUCUAGGGGCGAAUCUCCCACCAGGACCACCACCACCACCACUACAGUGACCGCAGUGACCACUACACCACUUCUCCCAGUAAAACUAAAAACUGCCCACCGUGCCCGCCGACCGUCAUUCGCAUCGCGUCUAAUUUUGGUCCAUCUGGUCUUUUGCGCAUUAUCCAGAGACCCAAAGACCACCAUCCCCAAUCCUCACCAACCCUUCUUCCUCGCAACCUCCCAAACUCAAAAGAACUUCGGACGAAAACAAAUUUGUGCUGCGCACUGAGGGGCAUCGUCACGUCAAACGAAGGGAGAAACCAGAAACGAAUCAUCUACGCCCAUUGAGUUCAAGUAUUCAACAUCUGCUGCAGCCACCUGCGCAUACAUUCCUCUCCUGCCCCCUCGGAGAAUCACGACCCUCCCCUUUUGGGAACAUCUCAAACCAUGUCAUACAAUCGACUAGGUACGUGAUACUUUGGAUUUCUGCAAUCCCCUAUUUGUGAAUGUUGUGAAGGUUUCGUGGAAAUUUGUCCGUGUUUUGUCCUGAUCAUAUCUAAUUUCCCGCUUCCCUCCAUCAAACACGCCACUUCAAAACAGCGAGAGGAAGAUUCUUGGAGCGACGCAGGCCGACAUCUUUCUCUUAAGCAUUCUACAGACUCUGGGAGUCGGCAACUCUUCGUUCGCGAAAAGCGCGUCGUGUUGUUUUCAGUAGCUUUCUAACCGCUCUUUCACCUAUAGAUCAUCCUGGCCAAGGCCGUCAAGACGAAUACUACGAUAUGCAGAAUCACCCAGGUCGAACUCCAUCGCCGGGCGAUCCAAGACAUCACGGCUAUCAACUGGAGGAUUCCGCGCCCUUAUAUGGAGGCAGACCGGCUGGCUCUCCCGCUCCUCAGAAUCUCGAGAUUCCAAUGGGUCCUGGAAGAUAUGGCACACCAAGCGAUCGGUUGCAGGCACAACCUACUGUAAGUUCCUAUGGUGCUCUGGGAAUAUGCUAAAUCGAGAGGAUACGCGCUGAUUUCUUGAGAUAGUACUCUGUAGAGAACAUCAAUAACUCGUACGGACAUAAUGAAGAAUUUGAGCAACAUCACCCCCUCGAUCCCACCCAAAACUACCAGCAAGGUUUUGCCAUAAACCCACAACAACACCAAGAUGCCUACUACCAGCAACCUUAUCAACCAACUCCAGUCGGCCAUGGUCAACCAGGGUAUUUUGACGAUGACGACAACCGACCUAUGCUUCAGUCAGACACUAGCUACGGGCCAGAUCCACAUCAAAUGGAUGAAGAAUAUAAAGAUUAUGAUGGAGCGGCGACGCCUUCACCAAUGCCUGGCCCGGGGCUUAAGAGAUACAAGACUGUCAAAGAAGUACAAUUGUUCAACGGAAACCUCGUACUUGAUUGUCCCAUACCUCCAAAGCUUCUAAAUAUGGUUCCACACGCCCAACCACCAGAGCGAGAUGAGUUCACACAUAUGCGAUAUACAGCAGCCACAUGUGACCCAGGAGAAUUUUUCGAGGAGCGAUUUACCCUACGUCAGAAACUUUUCGCGAAGCCUCGGCAUACAGAACUCUUUAUCGUAGUCACCAUGUAUAACGAAGACGAUGUUUUAUUUGCACGAACGAUGAGCGGUGUUUUCAAAAAUAUCGAGUAUAUGUGUUCGCGAAAAGACAGUAAGACAUGGGGCAAAGAUGCCUGGAAGAAGAUUGUGGUUUGUGUGGUGAGCGAUGGUCGUGCUAAGAUCAACCCAAGAACAAGAGCUGUUUUGGCAGGAAUGGGUGUUUACCAAGAUGGUAUUGCCAAGCAAAAGGUUAAUGGAAAGGACGUGACGGCCCAUAUCUACGAAUAUACGACACAGGUAUCGAUAGGAGUGAAGAAGGAUAUUGUUGAGCUACGACCAAAGCAGCAACCAGUACAGAUGCUAUUCUGCUUGAAGGAAAAGAAUCAAAAGAAGAUCAACUCUCACAGAUGGUUCUUUUCCGCAUUUGGUCGUGUUCUGGAUCCAAAUAUCUGUGUUCUGCUCGAUGCAGGUACCAAACCAGGGAAAGACUCGAUUUACCAAUUAUGGAAAGCUUUUGACUUGGAGCCCAUGUGCGCAGGAGCUUGUGGAGAGAUCAAGGCCAUGUUGGGAACGGGAGGAAAGAAUUUAAUCAACCCCUUGGUCGCAACUCAGAACUUUGAGUAUAAGAUGAGUAACAUUCUCGAUAAGCCACUGGAAUCCGCAUUUGGUUUCAUUUCGGUUUUACCAGGAGCUUUCUCAGCUUACCGUUAUGUUGCCUUGCAAAACGACAAAGCCGGAAAUGGACCUCUUGAAAAGUACUUUGCAGGAGAGAAGAUGCACGGCGCCAAUGCUGGUAUCUUUACAGCCAAUAUGUAUCUUGCAGAAGAUCGUAUUCUCUGUUUCGAGUUGGUCUCAAAGCGAAAUUGUCACUGGAUUCUUCAAUAUGUGAAAUCUGCUACUGGAGAAACCGAUGUCCCUGAUCAAAUGGCUGAACUUAUCCUGCAACGGCGAAGAUGGUUGAACGGUAGUUUCUUCGCCGCAGUUUACGCCCUGGCCCACGGUUACCAAAUUUUCCGAAGUGGACACAGCUUUUUCCGCAAACUUGCGUUCUUGCUUGAAUUCACAUACCAGACCCUUAAUAUGAUCUUUGCUUGGUUCCAACUAGGUAACUUCUUUCUGGUUUUUCACAUCUUGACUAAAUCGCUUGGUGGUCCUGACCUGUUGGGUAAUGUUGGUGUUAUACUUGGAGUCGUCUUCGAAUGGUUAUACGGAGUUACGCUUCUCACCUGUUUUGUUCUGGCUCUUGGAAAUCGACCUCAAGGAUCCAAUUUCGCUUAUAUGUCUAUGGUUUAUUUCUGGGCUAUCAUCAUGAUGUAUGUAUCUCCCAAGCUCUCUAUACGUGUGGUUACUCAUGUUCAUUCUUAGAUAUUUGAUGUUCGCUUCGAUAUUCAUCACCGUAAAGUCGAUCCAGGUGGAAGUCGCAGAUGGCCAGUUUACUGUCGACGACAUCUUCAAGAACAAAACUUUCUACACUCUGAUCAUCUCGUUGGCUUCAACAUAUGUCCUCUGGUUCAUCUCAUCCUUUCUCUUCUUUGAUCCAUGGCACAUGUUUACCUCAUUUGCUCAAUAUCUCCUCCUUACACCAACUUACAUCAACAUUCUCAACGUCUACGCUUUCUGUAACACCCACGAUAUCACCUGGGGAACCAAAGGAGACGACAAAGCCGAGAAACUGCCCUCAGCGACCCUCAAGCCUGGUGGAAAAGUCGACGUCAACAUCCCCACCGACGACCAGGAUCUCAACGCCCAAUACGAAGCCGAAAUGCGCAAGAUCGUUAGCAAAGCACCCGAAGAGGUGCGCGAGAUUUCCGCAAGCGAGAAGCAAGAGGAUUAUUACAAGGGCUUCCGUAGUCGUGUCGUUAUCUUCUGGCUUCUCUGUAAUUUCGGACUGGUGGCCACCGUCCUCAGUACGGCCGGUCUGUCGCGACUGAGUACUGGGAAGGAUGCCGAGGCUCAGGAGACGCUGAAGAGUGAUAUUUAUAUGGCGGUUGUGUUGUGGUCUGUUGCUGCACUGUCGGCCUUCAAGUUCAUUGGGGCGAUGUGGUUCUUGGUUGUUAGGAUGUUUAGGGGGGUGUAAAGGGGGUGGAGAAGUUGCAUAUUUUCGUAUAUGCAUUGGGAUGGAUGGAUUGAUACCAAGUGUCCAUUCUGUAUUGUUUGUUUGUUGGUAUACCUUGUAGUGUAUAGGAUAGGUCCUUUUUUUUUCUUCACGCGGGAGUUGGAUUUUCUUUUUCGCCGAUUUUAUGAGCAUGACUUGCCCUAUUGUAUGGGGAUCAGUGUGGUGGUGGAAGAAGGGGCGAGGGCAUAGCAUAUGGAUGUGGAUGGAUGGAUGUAUGAUGAAAGUAGAAGAUCAAUAUACCCCCCCAUUGUUAAUUUUGUUUUGAUGAGUUCUUUUUUGUUGAGAGGUGAGAGGGGAGGGGGGGGAUAAUGAAUUGAGAUCGUUAAGAGAAGAAAAAAUUCGUUGUCUUGAUUUGUUGUGUUUUGCUUGUAUUUUGCUUGUAGACCUGGUUCAGGAGGUAGUUGUAGAUGUAGUAGAGUGGAGUGGAGGAGGGGUGGGUUAGGGUAGGGUAGAGUACCACAUAAUUAUUUUGCUUCUACGAGUAGGGUUGAUAGAUGGAGAUAGUGUGUUAGGAAAGGGGUAGAAAGGUGGAUGGAUAAUGGUUAGAGUUAGAGACUUAAAGUAGAAUAGAAUAUCUACAUCAUUUAGGUACCCUCCACGGGUUAUAUACUUACUUACUUACCUAUCUACUCAGCUACUUACCUACCUACUACUAGGAAAGUAAAGUAAAGGAAAAUAA